Messenger RNA from Canis lupus familiaris (dog), 4698 nucleotides. It is a transcript of the gene MAGI1, whose product is annotated as membrane associated guanylate kinase, WW and PDZ domain containing 1. Gene Ontology annotation, biological process: signal transduction. The record is from RefSeq and is a predicted model, not a curated record. NCBI's taxonomy places the organism in Eukaryota, Metazoa, Chordata, Mammalia, Carnivora, Canidae. Gene Ontology annotation, cellular component: cytoplasm. Gene Ontology annotation, molecular function: protein binding.
GCGGGGCGCAUGCGCGCGCGUCUCCUCUCGCCGGCCGCUGCGCUCGGCGGCGCGGAAUAGAAUGAACUGUAACAAAACAAGCCGAGCCUUUGUAUCUGCUUAAAGGGGCCGCAGGCGCUUCCCUCCUGGGCCCCCCCCACCCCCGCUCUGCAACCGCGUCUCCAGGGCUCCCAGCAACUGGCUGCAAGGGCUGCCCUCACCCUCAGGAACAGCCCGCCAGCGAGGACAGGCGAGCCAGGCGGGAGGCGGAGAGGAGACACCGCAUUUCCAAGAGGCAAGAAAGGAAGGAAGGGAGGAGGAAAGAAAAAAAAAAAAAAAAAAAGGGAAAAAGAAAAAAAAAAAAAAACAACACCCAAGCGGCGCAGAGUGGACUCUGGUCCCGGGGAGAACGUUCGGGCGCCGGAGCGUGGACCGAGGAGCCCCGGAAUGCAAACAAAGCUCGCGGGCGCCUGUGCAGGGCUCGCGGGGGAGCCCAGAAAGUUUGUUUUAUGAUGGCUUGAGUGCGCGAGUGUGUGCAGGGGAGCGAGGCUGCCAAGUUUCUCUCUCCCGUGGCGUUAUUUUGGGGGAGAUGUCUCUCCCAUGAACCAGCGGGGGCCUGGGGGCUUGUGCGGUGGGGGGCACCUGUCUCUCAUUGCAUUAUUAUUAUUUGUGUGUGUGUGUGUUGGGGGGUGGUGGUGGUGGUAAGGAGAGGUGUAACCCAUCAUGUCGAGGGUGAUCCAGAAGAAGAACCACUGGACUAGCAAGAUUCACGAAUGCACCGUGAGGCGGGGACCCCAGGGUGAGCUGGGGGUGACGGUGCUGGGGGGCGCGGAGAAUGGGGAGUUUCCGUACGUCGGAGCGGUGGCCGAAGCUCCGAAGGGGCUUCCCGGCGGCGGCGAGGGCCCUCGGCUGGGCGAGGGGGAGCUGCUCCUGGAGGUGCAGGGGAUCCGGGUGUCCGGCUUGCCCCGCUACGACGUGCUGGGAGUCAUCGACAGCUGCAAGGAGGCCGUCACCUUCAAAGCCGUCAGACAAGGAGGAAAGCUGAACAAGGAUCUGCGACAUUUUCUCAAUCAGCGAUUCCAGAAAGGGUCUCCUGAUCAUGAGCUCCAGCAGACCAUAAGGGAUAACCUUUACCGCCAUGCUGUGCCUUGCACAACCCGAUCUCCCAGAGAAGGAGAAGUACCUGGCGUGGACUAUAACUUUCUGACUGUGAAGGAGUUCUUGGACCUCGAGCAGAGCGGGACCCUUCUGGAAGUCGGCACCUAUGAAGGAAACUAUUAUGGGACACCCAAACCUCCUAGCCAGCCAGUCAGUGGGAAAGUGAUCACAACGGAUGCCUUGCAAAGCCUUCAGUCUGGCUCCAAGCAGUCGACCCCAAAGCGAACCAAAUCCUACAAUGAUAUGCAAAAUGCUGGCAUAGUCCAUGCGGAGAAUGAGGAGGAGGAUGACGUUCCUGAAAUGAACAGUAGCUUUACAGCCGAUUCUGGUGACCAAGAAGAACACACUCUCCAAGAAGCAGCACUACCGCCUGUGAAUAGUAGCAUCGUCGCUGCUCCCAUCACGGACGCUUCUCAGAAGUUCCCUCAAUACCUACCUCUUUGUGCAGAGGAUAAUUUAGGUCCUCUACCUGAGAACUGGGAGAUGGCCUACACCGAAAAUGGAGAAGUCUAUUUUAUAGACCAUAAUACAAAAACAACAUCUUGGUUAGACCCUCGGUGCCUGAACAAGCAGCAGAAGCCUCUGGAAGAGUGUGAAGAUGAUGAAGGGGUCCACACCGAGGAGCUGGACAGUGAACUAGAACUGCCUGCUGGUUGGGAAAAGAUUGAAGACCCUGUCUAUGGUAUCUACUAUGUAGACCACAUCAACCGGAAGACACAAUAUGAGAACCCAGUUCUAGAAGCCAAACGGAAGAAACAGCUUGAGCAGCAGCAGCAGCCCCAGCAGCAGCAGCAGCAGCAGCAACAGCAGCAGCAGCCACCAGAAGAAUGGACAGAAGAUCAUUCAUCGCUUGUGCCUCCUGUUAUUCCAAACCACCCUCCAAGCAAUCCGGAGCCAGCCAGAGAAGCUCCACUUCAGGGCAAACCCUUUUUUACACGAAAUCCUUCUGAGUUGAAGGGCAAGUUCAUUCACACAAAGCUGCGGAAGAGCAGUCGUGGCUUUGGCUUCACUGUUGUUGGAGGGGAUGAACCGGACGAGUUUCUGCAGAUCAAGAGCUUGGUCUUGGAUGGUCCUGCCGCACUGGAUGGCAAGAUGGAGACAGGAGAUGUCAUUGUCAGCGUGAACGACACCUGUGUUUUGGGACACACGCAUGCACAAGUUGUGAAAAUCUUUCAGUCCAUUCCCAUUGGUGCCAGCGUGGACCUUGAACUCUGCCGGGGUUACCCAUUGCCUUUUGACCCAGAUGACCCCAAUACGAGUUUAGUGACCUCGGUGGCCAUUUUGGAUAAAGAACCAAUUAUUGUGAAUGGGCAAGAGACCUAUGAUUCGCCAGCUAGUCACAGCAGUAAAACAGGCAAAGUCAAUGGCAUGAAGGAUGCCAGGCCAAGCAGCCCUGCUGACGUGGCUUCAAACGGUUCCCAUGGUUACCCCAAUGACACUGUCUCUUUGGCUUCCUCCAUAGCCACUCAGCCGGAACUCAUAACUGUUCAUAUAGUCAAAGGGCCAAUGGGCUUUGGGUUUACUAUUGCAGACAGUCCCGGUGGCGGCGGCCAAAGAGUGAAACAGAUUGUGGACAGUCCAAGGUGCCGUGGCCUGAAAGAAGGGGAUCUUAUAGUGGAAGUUAAUAAAAAGAACGUGCAGGCUCUGACCCACAACCAAGUUGUGGAUAUGCUGAUCGAAUGUCCAAAGGGAAGUGAGGUGACAUUGUUGGUGCAACGAGGAGGGUUGCCAGUUCCCAAGAAGAGCCCAAAGUCGCAACCACUGGAAAGAAAAGACAGCCAGAAUAGUUCUCAGCACAGCGUUUCCAGCCACCGGAGCCUGCACACGGCCUCCCCAAGCCACAGCACACAGGUGCUCCCCGAGUACCCACCUGCAGAGGCCCCAGCUCCAGAUCAAACCGACAGCUCUGGGCAGAAAAAACCAGAUCCUUUUAAAAUCUGGGCCCAGUCCAGGAGCAUGUAUGAAAACCGACCUAUGUCACCUUCGCCUGCAUCGGGAUUGAGCAAGGGAGAGAGAGAAAGAGAGAUCAAUUCUACGAGUUUUGGAGAAUGUCAGAUUCCAGACUGCCAAGAACAGGACAUCUUCCUCUGGAGAAAAGAGACUGGAUUUGGAUUUAGGAUUCUGGGUGGAAAUGAACCAGGAGAACCUAUUUAUAUCGGUCACAUCGUACCGCUGGGUGCUGCUGAUACGGACGGCCGCCUGAGGUCUGGGGAUGAAUUAAUCUGUGUGGAUGGGACACCAGUAAUUGGAAAAUCACACCAGCUGGUGGUCCAGCUUAUGCAACAAGCUGCCAAGCAAGGCCACGUCAACCUCACAGUGCGGCGUAAAGUGGUGUUUGCAGCCCCCAAAGCGGAGAACGAGGUGCCGUCGCCGGCCUCCUCCCAUCACAGCAGCAACCAGCCGGCGUCGCUGACGGAGGAGAAGCGCACCCCGCAGGGCAGCCAGAACUCGCUGAACACGGUGAGCUCUGGCAGCGGCAGCACCAGCGGCAUCGGCAGCGGCGGCGGCGGCGGCAGCGGCGUGGUGAGCGCGGCCGUGCAGCCCUACGACGUGGAGAUCCGGCGCGGCGAGAACGAGGGCUUCGGCUUCGUCAUCGUGUCCUCGGUGAGCAGGCCCGAGGCCGGCACGACCUUCGGCAAUGCAUGUGUGGCUAUGCCUCACAAAAUAGGUCGGAUUAUUGAGGGGAGUCCUGCUGACCGAUGUGGCAAGCUGAAAGUGGGAGAUCGGAUCCUGGCAGUGAAUGGAUGUUCCAUCACCAACAAGUCCCAUUCAGACAUUGUCAACCUAAUCAAGGAAGCGGGAAACACAGUUACCCUCCGCAUCAUUCCUGGGGAUGAGUCUUCAAAUGCCACUCUGCUGACCAAUGCAGAGAAGAUUGCCACCAUCACCACCACACACACCCCUUCUCAGCAAGGGACCCAGGAGACCAGGAAUACCACCAAACCAAAGCCGGAAUCUCAGUUUGAGUUCAAAGCACCCCAGGCAGCACAGGAGCAAGAUUUUUAUACUGUGGAACUGGAAAGAGGAGCCAAGGGAUUUGGCUUUAGUCUUCGAGGAGGCCGAGAAUAUAACAUGGACCUCUAUGUUCUGCGCUUAGCAGAGGAUGGUCCAGCAGAAAGAUGUGGAAAGAUGAGGAUUGGUGAUGAAAUUUUAGAGAUCAAUGGUGAGACCACCAAAAACAUGAAGCAUUCCCGGGCUAUAGAACUAAUUAAGAAUGGUGGCCGCAGGGUGCGUCUGUUUCUGAAGCGGGGAGACGGCUCGGUACCAGAAUAUGCGAUGAUACCUCCUAAUAUCGCUGCAUGUAUGAGAAAUGAAAAGCUCGGGGAGGCUUGCUUCUACCUUAUGGGCCAUAAUCAAACUACGACCCCAGCAGCGACCGGCACGGCCCCGCCGCCGCCGCCGGGCCCCAAGGUGUUCCGGAAGUGAGGGCCGCGCCCCCGGACCGCCGACCGCAUCCGUCAUUGGAGUCCAGUUACCCACCCGACCUUCACCAAUCAUCGCAGCAUGGGGAAAAGCGGGCACACGGGAGAGACCCAAAAGGCAGCAGCAGAGAGUCCAGCA